UUACAGUUGGUUAGUCUGUUGCUAAUCGGAAUUGCUGCUUGGGGCAUCGGUUUUGGGCUGAUUUCCAGUCUCCGAGUGGUUGGCGUGGUCAUUGCUGUGGGCAUCUUCCUGUUCCUGAUUGCACUGGUGGGGCUGAUCGGAGCUGUAAAGCACCAUCAGGUGUUGCUAUUUUUUUAUAUGAUUAUCCUCUUACUUGUAUUUAUCGUUCAGUUUUCUGUGUCUUGUGCUUGUUUAGCUCUGAAUCAGGAGCAACAGCGUCAGCUUCUGGAGGUUGGUUGGAACAAUACUGCAAGUGCUCGAAAUGACAUCCAGAGAAAUUUAGACUGCUGUGGAUUCCGAAGUUUUAGCCCAAAUGACACCUGUCUGGCUAGCUGUGUUAAAGAUGGCCAUCUCUGCCCACCGUGUGCUCCGAUAAUAGGAAGAUAUGCUGGGGAGGUUUUGAGAUUUGUUGGCGGCAUUGGCCUCUUCUUCAGCUUCACAGAGAUCCUGGGUGUUUGGCUGACCUACAGGUACAGGAACCAGAAAGAUCCUCGUGCUAACCCUAGUGCAUUCCUUUGAUGAAGAAACCAAGAAAAUCUUUCAUAUUCUGAUUUUUGUCCAUUUUAUCUUAUUUUAAGUUAGGCUAAUUUGCCCAUUUAACCAAGGAGAGAAUAUCUGAAAAAUUACAUUAUCGACAGUGGAAUUAUAUAUUUUUACUCUCUAAAUGUUUUUCUUUUUUUAAUUGUUGAACAAAAUAAUGGAAACUCAUGGUCUUUUGAUCCUCAGUGGCACCUGUAACCUACUGUAUUCACAGUGUUCAGCACUGUCCACUGUGGCCUUCAUUAGUGUUUUUUUUGUUUGUUUGUUUUCCUGCAGAAGUCCUUUGUAUGGCACUACUGUGUUGCUCAUAUUGUGAAAGUAAAUAUGCAUUUCACUGGAAUCAUUGUAUGUACUGUGUAGAUAGCUCCCACUGGAAAGAGUUGAUGUUACUAAGGCCAGAAAGUAAGAGAGUCUGUAAUGUGUUAAGUUCAGUAAGGGAAAUCCAAAUUCCCAGUAUUCUUCGUCUUUUAGGAAAGAUAUGUUGUAGUGAAAAGUGUUAAUAUAAAAGUGACAAUUUAGUUCAAGUAGCCUUUCAUGAUUACACCAGUGUAUUGUAGAGAUAGCUAUGUCUUUAGGAGGUUGUGGUUUUGCUUUUGACUCCCACAGGUAUGUGCAAAGGAGAAGCAGUCUCAUGAGAAGUUCUGAUGUAUAACAUUCACCUUCCGUUUUCAAAAUGCAGUGACUAUUUCAGAAACUAUAUCUAUAUAAUCUUGAUACUCUUUUUUAAUGAUUUGAAUUCCAAAACACUGCAUUUUAAAACAAUUUACUAUUAAUGCGCUGGCCCACAUAGCAAAAAGGUAUUUGAUUAUCUUAAAAAUUGUGAAGUAACUUUUCAUGAAAUUUCUCAGUGUUGUAACAACUUGUCAAAUUCAAGCAUAUUUGAAUGUGAUAUCGCCCAUAAUUUGAAAUUGAAAUAGUAUUGUGGUUCUGUAUAUUGAGUUAAAAAUUAAAAGAUGGAAACCUUU
This is a messenger RNA of Fukomys damarensis (Damara mole-rat), 1544 nucleotides long. It is a transcript of the gene Tspan13, whose product is annotated as tetraspanin 13. Gene Ontology annotation, cellular component: membrane. The record is from RefSeq and is a predicted model, not a curated record. Lineage: Eukaryota; Metazoa; Chordata; Mammalia; Rodentia; Bathyergidae. The annotation marks the transcript as partial. The transcript is spliced from 5 exons.